Trichomycterus rosablanca is the source of this 2104-nucleotide messenger RNA. It is a transcript of the gene tmem19, whose product is annotated as transmembrane protein 19. Lineage: Eukaryota; Metazoa; Chordata; Actinopteri; Siluriformes; Trichomycteridae. Gene Ontology annotation, cellular component: membrane. The record is from RefSeq and is a predicted model, not a curated record. The transcript is spliced from 7 exons. Bases 120 to 1088 code for a protein of 322 amino acids.
AAUAAUUGUAUAAUGAUUUUAACAUAGAAGAAACACAAUGCAAACAGCGCAUCUGCAGGUGUGCCUCUCAAGAAGUUUAACACAUUUUGGAUGAUAGUGUGAUAAAGAACUGCUUGAAGAUGAUGACCGAUAUCAUAGUGUUGUGUUUUACUUUGGCUAUCUCAUUGUCCUUCUGGAUUAUAUCCAUAACAGUUAGCAUGUACCAUGGUACAUUGCAGCCUUUAUCUCCAUGGAGGUGGCUGUUCUCAGUUCUGGUCCCUGUUAUUCUCACCUCUCGUGCUUUUAAGAAAAAAAGUCUCAACAUUAGUGGUGCUCUGGCUGCAUUGCUGGUUGGUUUUAUUCUCACCUUAGCAAACACAAGUUUCUUUGCAGCUUUGUUUGCAUUUUUUAUCACCUCCACCAAACUGACAAGAUGGGGCGGGGCUGUCAAGAAACGCAUUGAUUCUGAGUAUAAAGAAGGUGGCCAGAGAAACUGGGUACAGGUUUUCUGUAAUGGAGGCUUGCCCACAGAACUAGCUUUACUGUAUAUGAUUGAAGUUGGUCCCGGGGAGAUGCCUGUGGAUUUUGUGAUGCAGUAUACUGCUUCAUGGAUAUGCUUGUCACUUCUGGGAGCUUUGGCUUGCAGUACAGGGGACACUUGGGCUUCAGAAGUAGGCCCGGUUCUCAGUAAGAGCCAACCCAGGCUCAUUACUACUUGGAAGAAAGUCCCAACAGGUACCAACGGGGGUGUGACAAUAGUGGGUCUUAUAGCUAGCUUUCUUGGUGGAGCCACUGUGGGAAUGGCUUACUUUACCUCUCAGCUACUUCUGGUUAGCGACCUGCAUUCAGCAGCUCCUCAGUGGCCUAUCGUUGUAUACAGUGCUAUGGCAGGUUUACUUGGCUCAAUGCUUGAUUCUUUACUGGGAGCAGUAAUGCAGUACUCUGGAUUUGAUGAAGGCACUGGAAAGGUUGUAAACUUUGUAUCACCAACAGUAAAGAGAAUAUCUGGAAAACCCAUCUUGGAUAACAAUGGAGUGAACCUCUUUUCAUCAAUCUUUAUAGCUCUGUUUCUUCCAGGAUUUGCAUGGGGCAUCUGGCCAACGCGCUAAGGCCAGUAUGUCUAGGGACCAUUACGACCAUAUUGGAUUUGGAACAAAUAAGAUUAAUAAUAUGAAACAUAGCACAACAUUUAUGGACUAGUGAAAUGGUAGAUGGUAUAUUACCUACCCACAUUUUUUGCAUUCCUGCAUUAAGAAAUGUAGUUUUUGAACUGAUUGACAAAUAUCUCAUGAAGUUUGGUAUGAAGUGGUGAGCCAUGACCAAUCUUUAUUUGCAAAGACUUAACCUUUGGUGGAUCCUUUUUUAUACCAAUCAUUUUCUAGGUUGACUUAAAAUGAUGUAAUAUAGUCACUUAAUUGUCUACAUCUUUUUACUUUAAAUGAUCUAUACACAUGCAUACAAACACAGUGACUAAAACAAGAUGCAUAAAUUGACACUAUGUGGUGUUGUGUCAGUAAUCCCUGCAAAUCUUAUCCUAACUGUAACAUUAAAUAAUCAAACCUUAGCUUCAUGGCCAGAUGUUUGAAUAAUCAUAUUCUGCUGUGUUGAUAAUAAAGCUUCUAAGGAGGAAUGGUCUAGUCAAUGUGUCCAGAAUGUUUACUGCUAGGUAUGACAUGUUGUGGCUCAUGGUUCAACAAAACCAAGUUUUAAGUUUCUGUCUGAAUGGCUGUGCAAUAUUUUUUAAUACUUAAGCAAAAACAAGGGGAAUGGCGAUUGGGGAAUGUGGGAAACACAGUCUAUAAAAUAAUUAAAUAAUUAAAUGUCAAUGAAUUAAACAUAUGAGUAAUGUUUACAGGGUAUAUACAAUAACUCAGAAUAACCUGCCUGGGACUUUACUGCAACUAAGUUUUAAUUUAGAAUGGUAUUGAUUUGGCUUUUUUAAUUUUUUAUACAUUAUUAUUAUUUAUCAGUGUUACUGUUUCCAGUUGUUUUGUGCUGCUAGUUUGGGGAUUUGUCAAAACACUGACAUGACUGGAACCAGAACUGUUCCAUUACAAACCCUAUUUCCAGAAAGGUUGGAACACUUUGUAAAAUGCAUUAAAUAAAAUCAUCUGUGAUUUGUUAA